Molecule: messenger RNA, 5388 nt
Organism: Acipenser ruthenus (sterlet)
Lineage: Eukaryota; Metazoa; Chordata; Actinopteri; Acipenseriformes; Acipenseridae
Product: dehydrodolichyl diphosphate synthase complex subunit nus1-like
Exons: 5
Coding region: 288-1142 (284 amino acids)
Cellular component (GO): dehydrodolichyl diphosphate synthase complex; endoplasmic reticulum membrane
Molecular function (GO): ditrans,polycis-polyprenyl diphosphate synthase [(2E,6E)-farnesyl diphosphate specific] activity
Source: RefSeq, a predicted model, not a curated record
AAAUCCAGAACUCUCCACGCCUCUUUUGUAGUUUUCUUCCCUUGUCGACCCUCGCUACCAACACGUCAUCCGACUCGUGGUCCUAUCCCAGUGUUCAAUGCAAUAUUGAAGGUGAAAGUUGAGAAGUACAUUUUGAAAGAUGGCAGCCGGCGAGCUGAAGUGUUGGCAGUAAAUUAGAUGGCAUUCACAGAGUAGAUUUCUUAGCGGCGGUCCCUUUAAGAAUUGGAAUGCGGCGCUCUGUAUGAAUUGCUGAGGAUUAGAAAAAAACAUUUUUCACGGAGUGUAUUAUGGCAGUAGUGUACGAGUUCGUGUGGCGGAUGCUGCAUGCCCUGCUACACCUCCAGCGAACGCUUCUGUCCUGGUUCCGAAUCCGCAUUUGGAACUGGACCUGGCGUCUUUGGAGACGCGCAGUGGCGGCGGUCCUAGUGCCGGCAGUUUUUGGAUUUCAGAACCACCCGCACAAUAACAAGAAACUGGUACCGACAGGCUGCAAGAAGAGCUGCUGCAGGGUCCUCUGGAAAUCAGAUGGCAAGUCCCUUGAAAAGCUUCCGCUUCACAUAGGCUUGCUGAUAGCUGAAGAGGAGCCCCGGUACACAGAUAUAGCCAACCUGGUGGUCUGGUGCAUGGCAGUGGGCAUCUCCUAUGUUAGUGUCUACGAUAAUCAAGGUAUCUUCAGGAGAAACAACUCCAGACUCAUGGAUGAAAUCCUGAAACAGCAGCAGGAGCUCCUAGGCCUUGACUCCUUGAAAUACUCAGUUGAGUUUUUAAAUAACAGUAACGACAAACCAGAACAGCAAGGUUUAUCGUGUCAAGCCACAGUUAAAGUGUUGUCUCCGGACGAUGGGAAAUCAGGCAUAGUGACAGCUGCUCAGAAGUUCUGCCAGUUAGUGGAACAGCAACAAAAAAGGUCCACAGACUUGGAUGUAAAUAUGCUGGACAGUUUGCUUAGAGGUACGAAAGGAAUGCCAGAUCCUGAUUUAGUGAUGAAGUUCGGCACUGUGGACAGUACAUUAGGAUUCCUUCCAUGGCACAUCAGACUAACAGAGAUUAUUUCUUUGCCCUCUCACAUUAACAUCACAUACGAGCACUUUUUCAGUGCCCUGAAGUGCUACGCUGGCUGUGAACAACGUCUAGGAAAGUGACACCUCAGAGUGGACUGAAAACCACGCCACGGUACAUGAAAAGGGACCUGCCAUUUCUUGAUGCUUACUAGAACCCGACAACACAAACACAACACCAGUUUGCCAUUAUUUCCAUUUUUUAUUUUAAUUUAUCAAGGUUAAUAAAAGCAUCUUAUUACCUCUGAAUGGCUAGCUCAGCAUGUGUCUUUAAGGGUCUGAAAUGUAGGUGCAAAAGUUAAGUCUCAAUUUAGAAGGAGCAAAGACCCUUAAAGGGAAAGUCUCAUAUGUAAAACUAUCAACUACCAGGGACAUGUGGAUUAGCAGUGUGGUGUAUAAACGUUAUUUUAUGAGUGAUCCAAGGAUUUCAAACCAAAUCAAUUAUCAGUCUGUUGUUUUGGCACUUCUUUUUUUAAGUAGAUAUAACAUUCUCCAGGGGUGAUAUUACAAAACCGAAACUUCUUGUUUAAAAAAAACAAAAAAAAAAACAAGGUACUGUCUGUGCAGUGUGGUUUCUCGUGGUUUCUGUAAAUAGCAUUGGGCUACAUGAGUCACUGUAAAAUGGUACAAUUUACAGCAGAAUCCUGUUUUAAGGCACAUAACCGGGUACAAUUGAAAUCACUAAGUACCUACAGGUUAUGAAAUUAAAUCCCAGUAUUGGCUGGCUUAUUUCUUCAAAGAAACCACAACCUGAAAAUGUUAGGAAAUUCAAUUCGAUGAUGGCUUAUUUACUUAAUGUUAUAAAACCUGCCUGCGGUUAGGUGGAAUAUAAUGUUUUAUGUGGUGCAAGAGUCUAGGAGUAGUUCCUUGUGAUAAACUUGUUAUUUGUAACAAAUCCCUCUGCACUAGAAGCAGUCAUUAGCAGAUAUUUUUACCAGCCACAGACCCUUUCAAAAAGAGUAGCUAGGAAGUAAAGCAAGACAUGUUCACUUCGUGGUUUGCGCUGAGGGCUGGGAGCCAGGCAGUCCUGGUUUCUUAUCCUAGUUCAGUCACUGAUGUACCACCAGUGCUGGGUGCAUGACAGGUAUAUGCUAUGUGCCUAAUUCUACAAAACCAAAUUUAAAGUAUUAUAGUCUUUCGCAGGAAGAUGUUUUAUCUUUACACAAUGAACUAGGAUUAAUAAGAAAUCUGAAUUACUGACAUUUCCUCAAUCUGCAUAAACCAGAAAAAAAAAAAAAAAAGAGCUUUUGGAAGAUGGUUAAUUAGAAAGCACCACACAAAGACCAAGCAGCUUCAAAUUCCAUUUUAAUUGCAGAAUAAUUACAAAUAUCAUGAAAUACCAAAUAAGGGGAAUUUAAAAAAGCUGUAAAAAUGUUAUGCUACUUUCUCUUUAAAUAUUGUAGCAUUUCAAAAUAAUAUACUGGUUAUUGGAAAAAAAAAAACAGUCUUCGAUUAUUCAAUGAGCUAUUAGAGCUACGGUUUUCUUGUAUUGUUAUUUUAAGAGCUUUUAUUAAGAGCUUUUAUAAAGGUGGCCCUUGGAUUUUUUUUUUUUAAUGACUAGCACUGUGUUUUCAUUGCACUGAUUAAAAUCUAUCGGGUCAGCUGAUGUGUUUUUUUGGGGUUUUUUUUUUAAUCAGUGGUGUCUUUUUGUAACAGAUGUUUUAGUUUCUCUUUUCUGCUAGUAACAGUUGAUAGUGACAGCGAAUGUCAGUUUGUACACCAUGCUUCUAACCCUGGAUUUUUAAUAUACUGAUUCCAGUAAGGAACUCCCUGGGACUGAUUCAGUAAAUAUAGAUAUAUUUUAACCCUGAUUUCACCGCCACUUUUUACAGUCACAUAUUGCACAUGGCUUUCCAUCUGAAAGUGUAGCACUUGAACUGUACAAAAGUAAAAUAACCACACUGCACUCGGUAUACUGUUGAUGGAAACGUUCACAUUUAUUCAGAGGUUGUUAGAAGUUAUUAUUUUUAGUUGCUGUUUGGUGGUGAUAAUCAAUUUUUCUAAAGAUGAAGGGUCAGGGUUAUAUAAAGCAAUCAACUAACUAUAAAUGUGAGUGAGUGUAGACACACUGUCCCCAGAACAUCGAGUAAAGAUGGGUUUCUGUGUGCUUGUUUUGGUUCAAGCAAAAUACCAGUCUCUAAGGCACAUUUAAAAAAAUAUAUAAUAAAAGGUUCCAUGUAAACAUUACUUGCACUGUAGAAUUGCUGUGCAUUGUAUACACUGUGCAAAGGUUUGGUCAUGUCCAGUGGCAAAUUGCAAAAACUACUACAGCAGCGAACGUCCAGAUAUCAGAAAACGUCCUGGCUUAAAGAGCAUAUGCACUAAGCUACUGUAUAUCUUGUCUGUUUUGUAAAGUGAAAAUUACUAGCUGUUGUACAGUAUGCCGUUGUUGAAGCACAGAUAUGACCAGAGAUGAGAAAACCCAUCUUUAGCUUCAGAACAAACUUCAGAUAGAUUAUGCAAUAUUUUUUUGAAGGAAUGUACUGAAGUAAAAGCAACACUUACUUGAGCUAGUUUUUUUUUGUAUUUAUUUUUUAAGAAUUGUUUUGUACAUUUCAGAAAUUUGUUUGGGUACUGUAUGUGACUGAUUUCUCCUUGUUUUUAUAUGGACAGUCACACACUAUGUCUAGUAAUUGUGUUACUGUUGAAAAAUACCUCAGAUACAGUAAUUGUCAUCAAAUAAGUCUCACAUUUUUGUUAAGACUUUCAUUCAGGAAAAGCUUUUCCUAAAAUAACAAAGCUUGCGUGUACACAUAUGCAGUGUACUGUAUUUGCAUUUCUGCCUUCACCGUUCAAAUUAUGGAAGUAUGAUAUUUAUUCACUGUAAAAACUGAUCACCACCACACAUGGCCAAAAGCUUGUUGCUACUAAUUAUCAGCACAAUUGGUUUCUGAAAAGGGGAACAACACUAAUUACUGUACAAUUCUAAGUAAGACCAUAAAUGCCUUGAGCGUCUUUUCUGAUUGGGUACAUUUUGUUUGGUGCACAUUUAUGCAGAAAAUCCUCAUCUAAUGACUAUUUGUAGUAAAGAGCUUAUAAUUUAUAGUAAGCAUGUAGCUAUUUUAUUUAAUUUUGCUUCAGGUGAAUUAUUAUUAUUAUUAUUUUUUUUUUAUUCUUUUUUUUCGGAAGACCAUCACACCUAUUCACAAACUCUGAGGUCUGUUGCUGGUUAAAGGAUCCUUCCUGUUCUUCACACCCACCCUCUAUGCUUCACACACACUCUAAUCAUUGGUCACUGCGCCUCCCCUUUAAAUGGCAGUAAAGUUAUUCUUACUACAUAUAAAUGCUAAGCAAUCAGAGACCAGGUUUACCAGAUACUUGGAGAUGGAUUAGAUCAUUAAGGAUUUCACUACUGAACUGAAAUUCUGUUUGUUCUUUCUCACUUGUGGUUGAGAAAACAUUGCUUCAUGGUGCACCUAACGAGAUUUACAUUUUUACAGCUCUAUCCAAGAGUGUGGUUGCUAUCGGAGCUUACAUUCUAGCGUUUUAAAGCUCGCCCAUCUUGCCACAUUGCUUUCUGGCUUGGUAUUUUUCAGUUGCUAAGUGGGAACCCAAAGUUGAUUCUAGAACUGCAGGAUUUUGUGAGCACUGCAUCGAAUAUGCAAAACACGUUUCAUAACGGGUUAACAUUCACAAAUACAUAACUCAUUUAACUUUUUGGGGUUUUUUUAUAUUGAAACACCAAAGAAGUCACCUUUCGGUUUCGCUUUUAUUUAAAAUGACCCAAAACUCUAAAAUCUCCUGAGAAAUUUUGAUGGACUACAGUUACAGAAAGAAAAACGUAAUAAUGUAUUACAAUGGAGGCCUGGAUCUGCAGUAACCAGGCACAAACAAGAAACAAUACUGGUUGGUUGGUGGUUUGACACAACAUCUUAGCUGCCUGCAUUGCUCAUCAGUCUUCUUGCUCUUUGUUGUAGUGAUUCCUUGCAUACAAAUAGGUAGAUGCUAAUGAUACAAGCUAUUUUUGGUUGGUUUUGCAAGGUGGAGGAGGCAUCAUCAGAGAUUGGAUGUUGCAAACAGUGCCAAAUACACUGUGAAAACCAGCAGUGCUCUAUGAAUGUGUGUUUUUUCCUUUGUUCUUGAUUAGCUCUUAUGUAAAAUGUAACUAUACAGUGGUGUACAGUGUGUAGAUCUGACAAGCUGCUGGCUUUCUGUAUCGUUGUAGUAGUUGGCUAUUGUAAAUAAUGUGCAAAACAAGUUUUUACAAAUCAGGAAUCGACAACUUGGAUUUUAUUUAAGAAAUAAAUAAACAAAAAGUUGACAACAUGUACCUGUGAACUAUUAUUAUAAAUGAAGACAUACAUGAUAAAUAAAUCGAUCUUUUGAGAAA